Molecule: messenger RNA, 832 nt
Organism: Daphnia pulicaria
Lineage: Eukaryota; Metazoa; Arthropoda; Branchiopoda; Diplostraca; Daphniidae
Exons: 7
Coding region: 177-704 (175 amino acids)
Source: RefSeq, a predicted model, not a curated record
GGUGAAGCAGUUUGAUGAUAAUUUUCUUGUGAUCAUUUCGCGCCUUUUUUCACGAUUUCUCAUUACUUGAUGGACCAUUAAGUAUUUUGAGGCCAAAUUUCAUUUGAUGAAACGGGCCAAGUUCGCGGGACCAAGUGCCAACCAGCUCAACACGUACGUGACUCUCCAAUUGCAAAAUGUCAAGUCCACCACGAUCACCGUCAAGGGGGCCAAUCCCGCUUGGGAACAAGACUUUCUAUUCGAGACCAACUGUCUGGACACGGGUCUACUCAUCGAAGUCUGGAACAAAGGGCUCAUUUGGGACAAAGCCAUGGGACACUACUGGCUUCCACUUCACCAAGUCCCCUACUCAAACGAACAGGAAGGAACCGGUCAGUGGAUGUCGCUGGAUGCAGAGCAGAUCAUGGAAAACGGAGUGGUGGUCGGGACCCGAAAUCCCACUGGCGAUUACCUUCUCAUCGACUGCCGCUUCGAAUUGCCUUACGACUCUGAAGACGUGGACCCCGGCGGGAUGCAGCGUAAGUUGGAGGCAUACAACCACGUGCUGGACCAAGAGAUGUCGUCGAUGCGAGACGGCGGAAGGCGGCGCCAGCAACAAUUCCUCAUUCACUCUGGUCUGUCGGAGGACAGCGAUUACACAAGCGAGGUCAACUACCCGCUGGUCCAGCAUCACGAGGCCAACGGGUCGGCCUCGCAGUACCUGAGCGUUGCUCAUCAAUACCCAUCGCCGCAGAGAUCGUCCGAAAUCAGUCGGGAAAAUUCGUACGAAACAAACGAUACCAGUACGGAUCAGCGGCAUUGGGCUUACGAUUAUGGCGGCGGUUAUCCAGCC